AUCAUGUGCGAUUCAAAUAAUAUAUAUCGACCCCUGCUGUCAAAUUGAAAUUCAAAAUGGCCAUAUGUCAAAUGCUAUGAAUACACCUCCUUAUAAUACCCACUUUGCAGCAAAGUAAUCCAUCUGAUCCAGUAGUACUCUACAAAAAACACACUUACUUCCCCCUAUUAAAUUACUGUUCCUUCAAGUACGAAGAUGUUCGUGUUUUGUGAACUGUGCCACGAACAGAGAACAACGGGCGAGUUAGAAUUCUAUAUAACAACUUGCAGCCAUAUAUUCUGUCGCAAAUGUUCACCAAUUGCGAAGGAGUGUCCGAUUUGUGCGAAACCGUGCCGAACUAUGCAGAUGAAUAAAGACUUGCCAUUGAAAGUAAAGGAGUACUUCAUGAACCAGGAAGACCAGCUGGGAAAGAUUGGCAAAAUCUAUCAAUUCCAAAACAGCAAAAUGGACCAAUUUAUAGAAGCAAACUGGAAUGUGUUCAAGGAGUACGAGACAAGAAAACAACGUUUCCAGAAACUGAAGCAAAUGUAUGAAGCGUACAAAAAAGGUAUCGAUGAGGAACAGAACCUCAUCAUUCAGUUGCAACAAAAGCAGAAGGAAGCCGUACAGCACGAUGAUACAACGAUGUUAGAUGAUAAAACUAAAGAAGAUUUCUUUCAAAAUACAGCCUCUAAAAGAUUUUAAUGCUGAA
Molecule: messenger RNA, 691 nt
Organism: Anopheles funestus (African malaria mosquito)
Lineage: Eukaryota; Metazoa; Arthropoda; Insecta; Diptera; Culicidae
Product: RING finger protein narya-like
Exons: 1
Coding region: 196-684 (162 amino acids)
Biological process (GO): homologous chromosome pairing at meiosis; protein sumoylation; reciprocal meiotic recombination
Cellular component (GO): synaptonemal complex
Molecular function (GO): SUMO transferase activity
Source: RefSeq, a predicted model, not a curated record